Messenger RNA from Colias croceus (clouded yellow), 3014 nucleotides. RefSeq names its product phenoloxidase subunit 1. The coding region runs from base 276 to 2744 and encodes 822 amino acids. The record is from RefSeq and is a predicted model, not a curated record. Gene Ontology annotation, molecular function: oxidoreductase activity. NCBI's taxonomy places the organism in Eukaryota, Metazoa, Arthropoda, Insecta, Lepidoptera, Pieridae. The transcript is spliced from 16 exons.
CUAAAUAUAAAUUCAUAAAUUAUUAUUAUUACUUAUUUAAUACUGACUACAUAAUAUAGCUUUGCUAGAAGCUAUACUUAUUGAUGUAUCGCCCUUAUUCUCACAUGUGUUGCACACCGCCAAGCAAAAAGCAGUGCCGUGUGAUGAAGUUGUAUAAAUGAUACAACCCUCGACUCAUCGAUACAGUCAGCCGUGACAUUCACGGCUACUUGCAACAACUACACCUUCAGCAAAACCAUCGUUUUGGGUUUAGUGUGGAAGAACAAAUUGUCACCAUGUCGGACGCCAAGAAGAACUUACUUCUGUUUUUCGACCGGCCCACGGAGCCCUGCUUCAUGCAGAAGGGUGAAAACAAAUCUAUUUUCCAACUACCCGACAAUUACUAUCCGGACAAAUACAAGUCGACCAGCAACACGCUAGCGGACCGCUUCGGCAACGACGCGACGCAGACCAUCCCGAUCCGCAACAUCUCUCUGCCGAACCUCUCGCUGCCGAUGCAGCUGGCCUACAACGACCAGUUCUCGCUGUGGGUGCCCAAACACAGGGCCAUGGCUACUAAACUUAUCGAUAUCUUUAUGGGUAUGCGUGACGUGGAAGACUUGCAGUCACUAUGCUCAUACUGCCAGCUCCGUAUCAACCCCUACCUCUUCAACUAUUGCCUGUCUGUCGCCAUCUUACACAGAGAUGACACCAAGGGUCUGAACAUCCCGACGUUCGCGGAGACAUUCCCAGACAAGUUCAUGGACCCCAAGGUGUUCAGGAAGGCCAGAGAAGUCAGCACUGUGGUACCUUCUGGAAACAGGAUGCCAGUAGUGAUCCCGCAGAACUACACCGCGUCCGAGUGGGACCCGGAGCAGCGCGUGGCGUACUUCCGCGAGGACAUCGGCAUCAACCUGCACCACUGGCACUGGCAUCUCGUGUACCCGUUCGACUCCGCAGAUCGUGCCAUCGUUGCCAAAGACAGAAGGGGAGAGCUGUUCUACUACAUGCACCAGCAGAUUGUCGCCAGAUACACAACAGAGCGUUACUGCAAUAAGUUGAGUGCUCCGAAACGGUUCAGCAACUUCAGAGAACCCAUCGAAGAAGGCUACUUCCCCAAGUUGGACUCGCAAGUUGCCAGUCGCGCUUGGCCACCAAGGUUCGCGAACUCCACGAUCCGCGACAUCGACCGUCCCGUGGACCAGAUCCGCGUGGACGUGUCGCAGCUCGAGACGUGGCGGGACCGCUUCCUUGAUGCUAUCAACACUAUGUCCGUUAUGAUGAGGAACGGUCGGCGCGUGCCGCUGGACGAGGACACAGGCAUCGACAUGUUGGGCAACAUGAUGGAGUCCUCCAUACUCAGCCCCAACCGCGACUUCUAUGGGGACCUGCACAAUAUGGGACACGUGUUCAUAUCCUACUCGCACGACCCGGACCAUAGGAACUUGGAACAAUUCGGAGUAAUGGGUGACUCAGCCACCGCGAUGCGUGACCCAAUAUUCUACCGCUGGCACGCGUACGUCGACGACAUGUUCACGCUGUACAAGAACAAGCUGCCUCCUUACACCACUGAUAAGCUGGACUUCCCCGGCGUCCGUGUGUCCUCCGUAAGCAUAGAAUCCCCGGGCGGUGCGAACGCGCUCCGCACGCAGUGGGAGCAGAGCACGGUGGAGCUCGGGCGCGGGCUCGACUUCACGCCGCGCGGCAGCGUGCUCGCGCGCUUCACUCACCUCACACAUGACGACUUCACCUAUGUCAUCGAUGUGAACAACACCUCCGGUCAAGCAGCAAUGGGUACAGUCCGUCUGUUCAUCGCACCCGCUGUCAAUGAGACGGGAGCCCCACUGCCGUUCAGCGAACAGAGACGACUCAUGAUCGAGCUCGACAAGUUCACGCAAGCGCUGCCCGCUGGCAACAGCACGAUCCGUCGCAGCUCCAACCUAUCCUCAGUCACUAUUCCCUACGAGCGUACAUUCCGUCGCCAGUCCACUCGUCCAGGCGAGCCAGGUUCAGCGGAAGCAGCUGACUUCGACUUCUGCGGCUGUGGCUGGCCACACCACAUGCUGAUACCGAAGGGAACUACUGAGGGCUUCCCGAUGGUGUUGUUCUGUAUGGUUUCCAACUGGGCGGAGGAUAGGGUUGUACAAGACACAGCGGGCACAUGCAACGACGCAGCAUCGUACUGCGGCCUGCGCGACCGCAAGUACCCCGACCGGCGCGCCAUGGGCUUCCCCUUCGACCGGCCCACGCCCGCCAACACGCUCUCUGACUUCCUCACACCUAACAUGAACGUGAGGGAUUGUACUAUCCGCUUCACUGACGCUGUGAGGCAGAGACAGCAGGGAUCUGUUACCAGCAAUGCCGUCGCUAACCAAACGAGCAAUAACCAAGCCAGCAAUAUUCCUCCAUUCAGCAAUUUUACUCAAAGUGGAAAUAUUACUCAGAAUAAUAUUAUAACUCACACUGAAAUUUUUACUCCAAGUGAGAAAUUUACUCAAAGUGGAAAUCUUACUCAAUACGAAAAUUCUCAAAAUGAAGAUUUUCUUCAGAAUAAUGGUUCUCAAAAUCGUUUAACUGAUAUAACACAUGUGUUAGCAACCAGCGUAUUUCCUCAAGUGAAUAAUUAUUGUAAUCAAAAUAACGAUAAUUUGCCAAAUAGUAAAGAAUGCGGAUGUAAAGAAACCUAUACACCAGAAGAUAUUGAUGCUCUCAUUAGAAAACCAUAUUAUUAUAUCAAAUGUAAUCAUAAACAACAUAUAUUUUAAUCAAUUUUCGAAAAAAUUGUGUGUCAAUAUAAUGUGUAUUUCUUGGUUUCUAAUAGAUUAGAAAAUGUAAGAUUUUGUUAUUUUAUCGUUAUUUUGAAAUAAUAUUCUCAAUUUGUUGUUACUGGUUGGAUCUUGGCUAUGAACAUGGAUAAUGAUUUAUAAUAUUAAUUUAGUUAUAAAUGGGUCACUAAUUGUAAUUUAACUGUAAAUAUUGUACAUAUGUAAAUACUGCUAAUUCGUAAGAUAUAAUAAAUUAUGCCUUUCACCAAA